UUAACCAACCAAAGCCAACCCUCUCACGCUUUGCUGCUUCUUCACUUGAAUUGUAUUGUCUGGAAAAACACAAGCGGGAAUUAGAGAAUAAAUGGCUUUUCAUCUCCCAAAUAUCUCUCACUCAUCAUCAUCCCUUGUUAUUCUACAAUCCACAACUAAAUCACCUCUUAGAGAAAAACUUGUUACCACCACCACCACAUACCAAAAGCUUAAUCAUAAUAAUAAUAAUCCUAGUCUCAAACUUGAAAUUCCACCUCAAACAGUUGAUGCACAACCGGAUAAAGAACUCUCCACCUCCAAGCUUACUUCUACUGACAACAGCAACAACAGUAAUAAUAACAAGCAGAAGAAAAAUGACUUCUAUGUGAACGUGGGUCUCACUGUACGGACACUCCGAGAAGACUUGCCUUUAUUGUUCUCUAAGGACCUCAAUUACGAUAUUUACAGAGAUGAUAUAACGUUUAUAGACCCAUUGAACCCAUUCACGGGGAUGGAGAAAUACAAAUUGAUAUUCUGGGCACUGCGCUUCCAUGGUCGAGUUUUAUUUCGAGAAAUAUCUCUGGAGGUAUUGAGGGUUUGGAAGCCUUCUAAGAAUGUUAUUCUAAUCAGAUGGAAUUUGAGAGGUAUUCCAAGGGUUCCAUGGGAAGCAAGUAGGCAGUUUCAAGGGACGUCAAUAUAUAAGCUGGACCGCAAUGGGAAGAUUUACGAGCACAAAGUUGAUAAUUUGGCGUUCAAUUUCCCUCGGCAACUGAGACCAGCUACUUCAGUUCUGGAUUUGGUUGCUGCUUACCCACCAAGUCCAAACCCAACCUUUAUGUGGGGCUUGUCAGAUGAGUAUUCGUCAUCGUGGUUGGAUCUCUAUUGCGCAGUGAGGGGAGCCUUGAAUAAUGAAGGGUAUUUGCUGCAACAAAGAGGUUUAGUUACUUGUUCGUAAUUGUAAAAGAUGUUUGAGGUAAAGAGGUCGUUUUAUCCUGUGAUGUUCUUUUUUUUAUCUAAUAUAUACCACAGAUUGUACCAUAUGUUCGUUUAUAUAACACAUUGUUUCCUAAGGAAAAAGCGUGUUGUACAUAAGGAAGGAAGCUUCGAGAUGCAUAUGGGAAUAUACACAUAUAUAUAUGCGGUGAGUUUUAUAGUUCCAUAUUUUAUUGAAAGGUCAGUCUUUCGGCAAAAAUGCUUGUAAUGAAAGUCGUUUAUAUGUUUUCCGCAUCAGCAAUUCUAC
This is a messenger RNA of Papaver somniferum (opium poppy), 1219 nucleotides long. RefSeq lists its product as uncharacterized. The coding region runs from base 92 to 934 and encodes 280 amino acids. The record is from RefSeq and is a predicted model, not a curated record. Lineage: Eukaryota; Viridiplantae; Streptophyta; Magnoliopsida; Ranunculales; Papaveraceae. The transcript has 2 exons.